UCUGCAUAUGAACUAUUUUUUUAGUUUCCUGAAAACGUUUACUAAUAAAGCUGUUUUUUCAACAAGCAGCAUGGCAAUUGCUAAGGACAGUUGUGACCAAAUGCUGUGAAAGCUACAAUUCUCAUAGAUAUUUGAAAUGUGGUAGAUAAAGGCAGCGUAGCAUGGUAAGCUUCAUGAACAGACAAAUAGACGCAGACGUGCAAGUAGGAGAGCAUCCUGAAGGCAAGCAACAAGCUGAAAACCACAAAAGGGUAAACAAACAAACAAAAAAAGCACGUCUACAACAUGCCAUGUAUUUUUGUUUUCAUGAAAGCUCUCUCUGGUCACAUAUGUUUGCUAUGAUAAUAUUUGCAUAUGCUAAUGCGUCUUUGCCCGACCGCAAAUCUAGCUAUACAAAUACGAUUCAAGUUGUUGGUAGAUGUAGUAGCGGUUGCAUUUAUCACUUCGAUUUUCACUCUCUCACAAAUCCAACGAAUCUGCUAUAAGAAAUAUUAAAU
Molecule: messenger RNA, 497 nt
Organism: Ceratitis capitata (Mediterranean fruit fly)
Lineage: Eukaryota; Metazoa; Arthropoda; Insecta; Diptera; Tephritidae
Exons: 2
Coding region: 162-485 (107 amino acids)
Source: RefSeq, a predicted model, not a curated record